Molecule: messenger RNA, 2055 nt
Organism: Dichotomopilus funicola
Lineage: Eukaryota; Fungi; Ascomycota; Sordariomycetes; Sordariales; Chaetomiaceae
Product: fork-head transcriptional regulator 2
Exons: 4
Coding region: 1-2055 (684 amino acids)
Biological process (GO): regulation of transcription by RNA polymerase II
Molecular function (GO): protein binding; RNA polymerase II cis-regulatory region sequence-specific DNA binding; DNA-binding transcription factor activity, RNA polymerase II-specific
Source: RefSeq, a predicted model, not a curated record
AUGCCCACGCCUCAAAAACGCGCUCAACGCGCCCGCAGGGAUCUUCACAGCGAUGCGAUCGCCGAAUCGUCGUCACCCACUCGCCCCUCGAAGCGGCGCAGAAGGAACGAUGACGCUACCGACACUGCCGACAACUCCGAACUGAUUGACGAAGGCGACUCGUCGCAUCUUGCCGAUCAAUCCGCAAUCGAAGAUGACGACCAGCUAGUGACCCGUGUCUCCCAGCAUCUAGUCGCGCCCGCGACACAGGUCCAAGCGAGCAAGGACCACUCCAACAGCAUCCACGAGUCGAACAGGGAGGGGGUAAAAGCGUAUGCUAAGAUCUCCGCUUUGGACUGGACCUUCUACAUCACGAGGCUCACCGUCAACAUUGGGCGCUCGUCCGAGCCUGCGCAAGCCCGCGCCGACCAGGAUGCCGAUGAUCCUGAUGCGAUACACAUUGACCUUGGCCCCAGCAAGCUCGUCUCGCGCCUGCAUGCGGUCGUGUACUUCAACCGAGACCAGGAGAAGUGGUGGUUGCUUGUGAAGGGGCGCAACUCUCUGAAGGUGGAUGGCACGCAGUGGAAGGCGGGCCAAGCUGGACCGCUGCGGAGCGGCGAGGUUCUGGAGAUUGGUGGCGUGGAGAUGAUGUUUGUCCUUCCCAUCGAUCUCGGCCCGCUUCAGAUCGCGCAGCCAUAUCUCGAGCGGGCCGGUAUUGUCAAGCCCGAGCCCUCGGCAGCCCCCGCGCGCCCGACGCGCCACCCUCUCCCGUCCGGCGAUGGCGCACAUUCGAGCUCGCCCACCAAGUCGUCGCGCGGGCAGAGCUCGCAGAAGCCCCUCGCGCCUGCGCCUCCCGACUACAAACGGCCCGGGACUCCUCCGUCUGCCGCUCGCGGCCGUGCUGGCGCGGCAGCUAAGACGCCGCUUGUUGACCAUUCCGCGGGCCCAUUGAUGAUGAGCAGCAGCGACGUCGAUCUGAGCCUAGAUGAGAAUAAGCAUAUCAAGCCCCAGUUCAGUUACGCGCAAAUGAUCACUCAGGCUAUUAUGAAUACGCCAGAGCAGAAGCUCAACCUCGCCGGGAUUUACCAUUACAUUCAAACGCGAUAUGCCUACUAUCGGUAUCAGCCCGCUACUGGCUGGCAGAAUUCGAUCCGGCACAAUCUGUCAUUGAAUAAGGCCUUCGAGAAAAUUGCCCGAUCCACGGACGAGCCUGGAAAGGGGAUGAAGUGGCAACUUGUCGCUGAAUCCCGCGAGGAAAUGCUCCGCACGGCCUGGCGCGGCGGCCGCGGCGGCCACCGUGGUUCCUCAAACCCGUCGUCCCCCAGCCAGCUGAGUUACAUCACCUCGGGCCCCCGGGACAUGGCCGCGAGAGACCCCAUCUCCGCGCGCAAACGCAAGGUGUCGCCGUCAGGGUCACCCCAGCCCCGUUCGUCCCUGCGCGACUCACACCUAACUCCUGUGCGCCCGAUGCGAAAACCGCUACCGGACGAAGCCGGCGCCGGUACGGACGAUAGCCCGCUCCCGCGCGGGCGCAAACUCAACAACACGGCAAGCGGACUGGGCCUGGUGGAGAACGCUCCCGGGUCACCGAUCCUCACAUCGUCGUACCUGCAAGACGACGGUGCGUCCUUUGUCACCCCCGCGCCGCAUCGGGUGCACCCCAAGCUGGCCCCGCCCAGCACUGCACAACGGCCCAGCCAGCACAUGCCGACUUCGUCCCCCGCGCCCUUUUGGAAGUACGCCGACAUUGGGAGCACCCCGCUUAAGCCCGUCCACGCCCCUUUCGACUUGAGCCCGUCGAAGCCGUCCAACCCCGGCGGUAGCCUUUCUCUUCCUCCGCCCGCGCCAAGCAGCAGCCCGCCCCGGAGCAAGUCACCUCUACCGCCGAGUCCCACGCGGCCGAGCAGCCGCACGCCGGCGGACGAGCCUCCCAGCCCGGCGGGUGAUGAGGAUGAGGGCGGGUUUGAUCUGACCAAGGGGUUCCAAAGCAUCGGCAGUUACCAUGCGCCUGUUGGGCACGGCAAGCAAGUCCAACCCGCAUCUAACGGCGAUUUGUCGGCUAGCGGCAGCGCUUAG